Molecule: messenger RNA, 2421 nt
Organism: Rhincodon typus (whale shark)
Lineage: Eukaryota; Metazoa; Chordata; Chondrichthyes; Orectolobiformes; Rhincodontidae
Product: palmitoyltransferase ZDHHC8B-like
Exons: 4
Source: RefSeq, a predicted model, not a curated record
UCUAAAGGAAGUUUGGAAGCUUUGGAAGUUCAAUCAACAGACGUUGAGCCUCCACUCCCACCUAAACUCGGUCCAAGCAAAUACGCAAACCUUAAAAAUCAGCUCAGCGCUUCAACCAAUGAAGAUAGUGGUCUCUCAUCCAAGCCCAUCAACCCACCCACUCCUGCCAUGUUUAAGUAUCGACCAACAUUCAGCAGUUCAGAUGCAAACCCCAAAGUCCUCUACCAUGCUGCUAGUGAUAAGAUUUCCAUGCAGGAGGGACAUAAAGAGGGUGCUAUUAUGGAAGAGUGCAGCAGGGCCCAUGAUUACAAGUCCGAGCCAAAUCUCGAUAUCCCUGACUACAGAUCGCCAUCACUUCACAAGACCUACCAGUCAUCGCCCUUCCAACUUGAUUCACUCUCUGUUAACUCUCGUUCUCUGAGCCUAAAAUCCGCCCAUAGGAGAGGAACAGAUAAGGUUCAGAUACACCAGAUGAAGUUGGAUGGCUCAUCGCCCAAUCCGUAUAAAAACAUUUUUGGUCAAAAUUCAUUGUCCAACAGGAAUGGAAGCCUAUCAUACGAUAGUUUGUUGAAUCCCACCACUCCACAUCCUGGGGUAGAUACCACGGUACAUACUGGAGUUUCAGCUGUGGGAUACCAUUCACCAUACCUGUCGGCCAAAAUGUGCCAGAUCCGAGGGGUGAAUCUCCAGCGUCCACCUGUGCAAGGUUACAGUCCCAUUCAUAGAGCCUCACCACCACACCAACGGGAACCUUCACCUGUCCGAUAUGACAACCUUUCGAAGCAAAUCAUGGCCUCCAUUCAGGAGCGAAAGGCAAUGGAAGAACGAGGGCAACUCCUUCAAGCCUCACCUGAUUCAGUGUUUCUAGAUUCAGGGGCAAAUGACUCAGCUGGGUCAUAUAACCUGCAGCAAGUGAACACUUUACCGGAUGACUCGAGAAGGACAACCACUAGUAGAUAUGGUUCACGAGAUAAUCUUCUGUCUCCCGCUAAUUACAGCACAAGGAACCCUGUAAUGCGCACUUCUGCAUCCUCCCUCUCGAGCACAGUGUCAAGGGUAACAAGGACUUCUACGAGUUCCCUUCAUGCAGAUAUAGCAAACAACAAUGUGCAGUCCCACCACACUUUGCAAAGCAGAGCUGUUGAGACUUCAUACAGGUCUCCGGGUCAUCAAAUCACAUCUUCCUCAUUAGUCAGGUCCCCCUCCUAUGGGAACCAAAAGCCUUUGUCCUUCGUCACUGCUAUGGAAAUGUCAGAAGGUGUGCCUCAGCCUCUGGUUACUCCAUGUGAUGAGGUUCAGAUGAAGGCAGCUCACAGCAAAAUUAAUGGACAGCCAAAACGUUUAUCCAGGAUGGAUAGUCGGAUAAGCUCAACUUCUAGUUCCCAUGGUGCUACGGUCAGUCCCACCAGGCAGCCCAACGUGAAAAAAGUGUCUGGUGUAGGUGGGACCACCUAUGAGAUCUCGGUGUGAACAGCCAUCAACCAAGGCAGCUGUAAAGCUGGAUGCACUGUGAAGACUAUCGCAGCAGCUGUGUGUUAUUUUUGCCCAACAAGCUGCAGCCUUAUUUCUCCAGAAAUAGUUUUACAACAAAUCAGAAAAAUGGUUUCAAUUCAGGGCAGGCCCACUGCAAACUUUUUCUUUUUAUCAUUUUUUUUUUCUCUUUGCUCCAUAAAGUGAUGUUUUAUCUUUUUAUCAUAGAAAAGAUGUAUGGUUUUUGUUGAAACUGCUAUCAUACACUUGCCUAUCCAUUGGAAUCUUGUGUAAAAUUUUGUGCUGUGAUGGUUUAAUAGUAACCUGAACUUCUGUAAUGAUUUUAUGAUGGUGAAGGGUUUUAGUCUGGCCUGCCAAUCAAACUUGUUAAUACUAGCUUGACAAAUGUAAUACUUUUUAUUUUGUGUUAAUAGACGUAGGCACAACUGUGUGGCACCAAAGCUUGUUGGUUCCCUUCCUUCUCUGGAGGAAGUGAUGCUUAUACAUCAGCCAAAAGAUGUUUUAAAACUGUCCUCUAGAAGGAGACUUUAUGCCAUUAGACAACCUGUCCAAUAUCCUUGUAUGUGAGUUUUUGUGUGUGAGUGCACCUGUGUCUGUUAGAGCUUGUAUGGAAAAGUUAAAGGGAGAGUGCAUUGUUAUGAGGCUUAAAAACCUCAAAGCUUUAAGAAUGUUUGUUUGAUAAAUAAUACAAUCUAUUAAGGUGUUAAAGAUUCCUAUCAGUAAUGAAAUGUUGGAAUUGACAGUAUGUACAAUUUCAUAUGUAUGUAGAAGAGGAGUUAAUCUGUGCUAAGGCUAAUGAUGAAAAGAAUAUUAUACACAAGCAAACUGGCUGUUGUUCCAUCUCUUGACUGAUGAGGUUUCAGAGUUCAGGCUGUUUCCACACUGUUGCAAAGUAAUGGAAUGUGAGAUGUUUGCGCACUUGUUUCAUGC